Molecule: messenger RNA, 4048 nt
Organism: Psammomys obesus (fat sand rat)
Lineage: Eukaryota; Metazoa; Chordata; Mammalia; Rodentia; Muridae
Gene: Lman2
Product: lectin, mannose binding 2
Exons: 8
Coding region: 218-1294 (358 amino acids)
Biological process (GO): endoplasmic reticulum organization; Golgi organization; endoplasmic reticulum to Golgi vesicle-mediated transport
Cellular component (GO): COPII-coated ER to Golgi transport vesicle; endoplasmic reticulum membrane; Golgi membrane
Molecular function (GO): D-mannose binding
Source: RefSeq, a predicted model, not a curated record
CCGCUGACAGGCGACCUGGUGCCUCCGAAGUUAUGGAACCGCACUCUCCUAGGAUAGGAGGCCGCCCAGCCAAUAAGGCUGCCAUCCCGCUGACUGCGAGGCUUUCCUUCUUCACUCUCCGGUGAUAACAGUUUGGACAGCUUCCGGCCGGAGACCAUUAGAAAAGACACCCGGAAGGCGGAAGUCUUAGGGCGGAAGUGGCCGAGAGAAAAGGAGAAUGGCGGCCGGAGCCUGGCUUAGGCGCUGGGGCUGGGGCUGGGGUCAGCGGUGCCCAGGGAGGCCUGGGCUUCCUGGCCCCGGCCCAGGCCCCACUGCACUUCUACAUCUUCUUCUGCUGCUGGGGCCGGUGGCUGCGGAUAUAACCGACGGCAACAGCGAGCACCUCAAGCGGGAGCACUCGCUCAUCAAGCCCUACCAAGGGGUCGGCUCCAGUUCCAUGCCGCUCUGGGACUUCCAAGGCAGCACAAUGCUAACGAGCCAGUACGUGCGUCUGACCCCUGACGAGCGCAGCAAAGAGGGCUCUAUUUGGAACCACCAGCCAUGUUUCCUCAAGGACUGGGAGAUGCAUGUCCACUUCAAAGUCCAUGGCGCAGGGAAGAAGAAUCUUCAUGGCGACGGCAUCGCCUUGUGGUACACCCGAGACCGCCUUGUAUCAGGGCCUGUGUUUGGAAGCAAAGACAACUUCCAUGGUUUAGCCAUCUUCCUGGACACGUACCCCAACGAUGAGACCACGGAGCGUGUGUUCCCGUACAUCUUGGCGAUGGUGAACAAUGGCUCUCUGUCAUACGAUCACAGCAAAGAUGGGCGCUGGAGUGAGCUGGCAGGCUGCACGGCGGACUUCCGAAACCGGGACCACGAGACCUUCCUGGCUGUCCGCUAUUCCCGAGGCCGCCUCACGGUGAUGACUGACUUGGAGGACAAGAACGAGUGGAAGAACUGCAUCGACAUCACGGGGGUGCGCCUGCCCACCGGUUACUACUUCGGGGCCUCCGCUGGCACUGGCGACCUGUCUGACAACCACGACAUCAUUUCCAUCAAGUUGUUCCAGCUCAUGGUGGAACGAACGCCUGAGGAGGAGAGCAUCGACUGGACUAAGAUCGAGCCUGGCGUCAACUUCCUCAAGUCCCCCAAAGACAACGUGGAUGACCCCACUGGAAACUUCCGGAGUGGGCCCCUUACCGGGUGGAGGGUGUUUCUGCUGUUGCUGUGCGCGCUCCUGGGUAUCAUCGUCUGUGCGGUGGUGGGCGCCGUGGUGUUUCAGAAGCGACAGGAGCGGAACAAACGUUUCUACUGAGCAGCCAGUCUGGCUGGGAAGGGCCUGACCUUGGGACAGGGCUCUCACGUGAACUUUUUUUCUACUGGGAUUGUAAAACCAACCAACCUUAUUUCUUAACUGUUUUGAAGAAAUAAUUAAAGUAUUUUCAUACAUUUUGCUUCAUGCCCAGCUGAGGCAGCUGGCAGGGCUGGGGUCAGGGCUAGCAUCCACAGCUGGAGGUUCUUGCCCGACCCCAAGGCAUGCUCUUGGGGGCAAGGGAAUGUGUGCUUGGGGCCCAGCUGAGGCCUGCGGGUGCUUGUCAAACACCAGAGGUCCUAAGUGCUCGUGGCUCCUCAGUGCCCACGCAGUGGUUUUGUUCUGAGGCCCCUGGUAGCAAGCAGGGUUCUGGGCCUUCCUGCCUCUAGCUUUUCACACAGGCGGAUUUCAGCAAAGGCUGUAGACAGUUCAGUAGAGCGAGAGUGUGACCAUUUACUAAAUAAGGGCUUUGUUCAUUGCUGGUCGUUUCCAGUCCAUUCUCUGUGGCUACCACAUUGCCAGGCGGGAAACAUGAUUCUCAGGCCAAGCAAAACUCAACGUUUCUCCCAGCAUGCAGUGUUUUGGGGAUGGGGCACUAGAUGCUAGACAGGGACAGUGACAGGAAUUGAGAGAUGACCUGGAAGGAGCUGGGCUCAGCAGUGCUGCCCUCCUGGGGACCAUGAGGGACAAAGCUGGGACGAGUGUGAACACCUCCAGCCUUCGCCACCAAGGUUCCUACCUGCUCCAGGCAUGUCCCCACCACAGAGGCGUGUGUUCCCUUGCUUGACCCACUGCACUGUUCCUCAUCUUCCCACAGUCAAGCAGUCUAGUGCGUCACAAGCAAAAGCUGCCAUCUGCUGCAGGUGGCUUCUACCAUUCACUGUGCUGCUGCGGGUGGUGGCCGAAGCCCGUGGAGAGAGCACAGCUUUCUGAGUUCCAUCUUCGCUUCCACCCAGCAGAGCUACCCACUGAGCCACUGGGAGCCAUCUGUCCUUGGCAGAAACUGCCCAUGCGCUCAUGCCAGCUGCCAGCUUCUUCUCAGGUUUACGAGCCUGUCACGAUGCCUCAGAGGGCUGCCCGUUUACUGUGACACCACGAGGGGGCUGCAGCAGUAGUUGGACUGGGGGUGCAGUGGGGGUGUCUGAGCAGUGUGCUGACAGCGCGGCUGAGGCUGGAGGCCGCUGUGUAAGGCUGCCACAGUCUGGAAGCACCUGCUCUACUCACCGUUAGCUCUUGGUUCUGACUAGGCACUCCCAGCAGUCCUGUGGAUCAGCCACCCCAACAGCACCUGCUGCAGUUGGGAGAUGACUCAACGCCACAGAAAAUUGCUGGUGUGAUGGCACAUGCCUGCCCCACAGUGCUGGAGGCAGACUGCCUCGGGGCUUGCUGGUCCCGGCGGUGACCAUGCCAAAAGAGGCGUGUGGCUGAGGGGCACACCCAAACUGUCCUCUGGCCACACCUCGGGCCUAGAAGGUCUUGGAGGGUGGGGUGGGGUCUGUGAUCCGGACUUGGUGUCGCAGGUCUGUUUACUUCAGGGGCUCGCCAUGUCACUGCAUAGCCUCGCUGCACUUGGGAAAGACUGUUUCUGGGUUCAGAGUCCUCUGUACUUUCAUGCAGGGAUGAUUCCACAAUUGGUUUUUUUGGCAUAUACGCCUAAAAAUUGAGUUACUUCGUCAUGUGACAUUUACAAAGAAAUGUAUGCCCUUGUGUCUGCAGUGCCGUGUGGGGACACAGACCUGCCAGCACGUGUGCACCCCGUUUCCCCUCCAGGGAGAUGAUGGCUGUUCAUUUUCCCUGUAAAUUGUGUUGUUCUGUAAAGCUUGUUCUGUUUUUAAGAAGCCUUUAAGUAGUAUUUGGAUGUACCCCUUAGCGCUCAAGCUCAGCACUGCGGGUGUGCCUCCUGGUCGCACGCUGGCGGCUGUGGCUGAGCUGUCACCCACCCAGGACUGGGAGAGACCCGGGCGUGGCUUCAAGUGCUCCCCACCCGAGAGUGUGGGCCUGCAGCUGCUGUUCCUUCCCAGCCUCGCUGGCUGUCCACCCACCCACUCCUCGGUCCGAAGCAGAGCUGAGCUUGGGUGCGAGCGCUCCGCCAUGGCUCCUCGCAGGCUGUGGGUCUUCGCUUACUGAUCACUUCAUCCUCCGAUGCUUCGUUCUGACCUGUUUCUCGUGCGGAUGGUCAGGAAUUCUUUCAGUCUUCUGCUUCUAAGCUUUGCAGAGGUUUCUUCCCACGCACUAGGCUUCCUGGUUCACUAAUGACGUCAUUUGAUGUAUGAUCUACAUUUAAAUGGCAUUUAUUAAUCUUUUCCAAAGAUGAUUUUCCUGAAGGUUUUUAACUUUUGCCUUUAAAUUUUUGCACUUUGUUGAAGUGGGCUUGGGCAGGAUUGACGUCAUCGUCCUCACCGUCCCUGACGUCGCCACCCGCUGUAGCAGAGCCUUUCUGACUCACUCAUCCUCCAGCGCCAGGACUGGUUCCCAGACACCCGCUCCUGAUGCUCUGCCCUUCUCCGCUCUUCAGCUGGGGUGCUUCCUUCCAGCACGGGAGGUCUCGGGAACCCCGGGGCUCGAGCUGGAGGGGUCUCAUCUUGCCUAGAGUGCGGCAGGACCCCAAGGGCGCAGAAACACGUGACUGACGCUGGAGUGAGCACACACCUGCUAGAUAGGGGUCCUCAAGACCUCAGGCCUGAAGAGUGGCCCCAAGCCUUAGACUGUCAGCUGCUGGGUUUGUGUUUGUGAAAGAAAUAAAUUCCUAUUUGUUCA